Molecule: messenger RNA, 1239 nt
Organism: Arachis ipaensis
Lineage: Eukaryota; Viridiplantae; Streptophyta; Magnoliopsida; Fabales; Fabaceae
Product: homeobox-leucine zipper protein ATHB-23
Biological process (GO): positive regulation of DNA-templated transcription
Cellular component (GO): nucleus
Molecular function (GO): DNA-binding transcription factor activity, RNA polymerase II-specific; sequence-specific DNA binding
Source: RefSeq, a predicted model, not a curated record
AAUAUGGCUUUCUUCCCAGCAAAUUUCAUGUUACAAACCCCACAUCAUCAUCACCAAGAUGAACAUCAACCUCCACCAUCACUCAACUCAAUCCUAACUUCAUGUGCACCUCAAGAGUACCACCACGGAGCAGGAGGAGGAGGGUAUCUAGGGAAAAGAUCGAUGUCAUUCUCAGGGAUAGAGGUGGGAGAAGUGGAAGGGAAUGGAGGAGAGGAAGAGGUGUCAGAUGAUGGAUCACAGGCAGGGGAGAAGAAGAGGAGGCUGAACAUGGAGCAAGUGAAGACACUUGAGAAGAGCUUUGAGUUGGGGAACAAGCUUGAACCAGAGAGGAAAAUGCAGCUUGCAAGGGCUCUAGGCCUUCAACCUAGACAGAUUGCUAUUUGGUUCCAAAACAGAAGAGCCAGAUGGAAGACCAAGCAAUUGGAGAAGGAUUAUGAUCUUCUUAAGCGCCAGUUUGAUGCUGUUAAAGCUGAUAAUGAUGCUCUUCAAGCCCAGAAUCACAAGCUUCACACUCAGAUAAUGGCACUGAAAAGUAGAGAACCAACAGAAUCAAUAAACCUAAACAAAGAGACAGAGGGAUCAAGCAGCAACAGGAGUGACAACACUUCAGAUAUCAAGUUGGAUAUAUCAACAAGGACACCUACUACUACUACUACUACUUCAGCCAUUGACAGUCCUCUAUCCACUCAUCAAAACAACAACAAUAACAGCAGAACACUGUUUCCAUCACCAUCAAAUAAUGCUGCUGCUGCUGCUGCCACUGCCAGGCCAACAGAAGUUGCACAGCUUUUUCAAACCACUCCACAUCAUCAUCAUCAUCAUCAUCAUCACAUGGUCAAAGAAGAGAGCUUGAGCAACAUGUUCUGUGCCAUUGAUGACCAAACUGGCCUCUGGCCAUGGUUAGAGCAUCAAAAUUUCAAUUGAGAAAGAGAGAGAGUGGAUCAUGAAAUCAUGACUGAAAGGGGUGCUAGCUGUUGAUAGAUCAAUUUGCCAUGCUGGUUAGUCAUCAGUUUCUUGGAUUAAACCCCAUGUUUUGGAAAACUUGAUGCAUUGCAUAAACAAGGAGACUAUAUUAUUAUCAUGAUGAUCAAGUAGGAUUUUUUUGCGAUUGGGCUAGACAAAUUUUUGUAUAAAAGGAAUAAAGGGCUAGUCACCUUUUUUCUUUUCUUUUUUUAUUUCACUCAAUCAACUGAAUCAGUUUUCUUCAAAACUUUCAGAGUUAAUGACAAGAUUUCCAAC